Limulus polyphemus (Atlantic horseshoe crab) is the source of this 5501-nucleotide messenger RNA. Its product is annotated as zinc finger MYND domain-containing protein 11-like. The record is from RefSeq and is a predicted model, not a curated record. Lineage: Eukaryota; Metazoa; Arthropoda; Merostomata; Xiphosura; Limulidae. The transcript is spliced from 13 exons. The coding region runs from base 704 to 2572 and encodes 622 amino acids. Gene Ontology annotation, molecular function: transcription corepressor activity; DNA binding; protein binding. Gene Ontology annotation, biological process: regulation of transcription elongation by RNA polymerase II.
AUCGUGUUAGCCGCAUAUUUACGAAUCAGAAUCAGAUCUAGGAAUCUAGCUCUUCUGAGAGAAUUGAUAUCCAAGAUUUUUAUUCCAUAUUGCUGUGACAACGAAUGUUAUAUCUUCGACUCAUUAUACACGUUGAAAGCUUCCAGCCAGUAAAAUUAUCGACACCGAGCUAAUGCAAUGAGCUGUACACUAAAAUGUAUAUCAAAUAUUUCUGUUGUUCGUAUUUGAAACGAGAGCAAGCCGUCAGGGGCGGCUGUUCCCCAGAACCUCCUCCGAGAUGUAUCUUUUAAACUUUUCAUUUGGGAUUGCAUUCAUCUAUUAUGGACCCACGAAUUUGUUUAUUCAUUCAAUUUUCACUUAUAAUGAGAAAACCAAAAAUCUGUGACCAUCGGGACUUCGGAAUACUGGGCGGUCAUCGCAGGUAGUCAUUGGUCAACACUGGACUAGAAGGAAGGCAUCUCGUCAAUACCACUCACCACUAACUUUUGGGAUGCUUUUAACUAAUGAAUAGUAAGAUUGACUAUCACAUUAUAACGUCCCCAUUGCUGAAAGGGAUGUCAUGUUCAGGGACGUGUUUCGAUCCCGCGACCAGCAGAUUGCGAGUCGAGCACUCUAAUCAUCAGACCAUCAUCAUCGAAGUCAAACAUGAUAUUGUUCAUGGCUCAUUCAGUAAGGUUCUAAGCCCUUGCUACAUGUAUCAAAAAUGAAGGUUGUAAAGAGAAGAUUAGCCUGCCCACAGACAGUACAGCACAUCUGGGAUGCUAUUGUUUACAUCCGUCAGCAGAAGCAAAUCCCAAAUUUUGAUAGAAUAUCUAGCUAUAUGCGACGUAAAUACAAUCUGAAGGGUAAUGAUUUAGAGCGACAGUUGAAUUUUGCAGUUCGAGAUAACUUGGUAGUGAUAAAGAAAAGUGUUGGAUGUAAGGGAUCUAAAGUUGGUGUUGAACAGGAUGGAUACAGAUUACCUGAUGAUCCAGUGCAGGAACCUGAAAGCCAUGAUUGGUACUGUUUUGAGUGUCACCGUGGUGGAGAAGUAGUGCUGUGUUCAACAUGUCACCGAGUUUAUCAUACGUUCUGUAUCAAGGAGGAUGUUUCAGAUAAAUUUAUCUGUUGUAUAUGUAAGGCAAUGAAGAGCAAAAGUCAGGUAAAAAUUAAAAAAGAUGAAAUGAAUGCCCUUCUCAGCUACACCUGCCUAAGACUAAAAGAAAAAACUCGUGAACUUCACAAGAUGAUUCAGACAGAGAACGAUGAGUGGAAGCAGUCUCGCCUAAUUUACAGGAAAAUGGAUCUACUCACUAUCGAAGAAAAAACACAAGCAAAUAGUUAUAAAAGUCUUGAAGAAUUUCAGAGUGAUGCACAGAACAUUGUUCACAAUAUUGUUAUUUAUUUUGGAGUACAUAGUGUGAUGGCAGAUAUGGCAAGGCAAAUGUUACGGGACUGCAUCUAUGAUUUGGGAGAGAUCCGCCAAUGUCACGAUUGUUAUCGUAUGUCUAAUGAGAAGUUGGAUAAGUUUUGGUUUUGUCAGCCAUGUAAUCCACCACAUGAAUUGGUAUGGGCAAGACAAAAAGGAUUUCCUUACUGGCCAGCCAAAAUUAUCAAACAAAAGAAUGAAACAUAUGAUGUUAGAUUCUUCGGUGGAUACCAUCAGAGGGCUAUUGUUGAUAGUGACAAUAUUAAACCUAUUAACACAAGCCUGCAGAAAAUUUCCGUGAAACGUACAGCUUCCUUGAACAAAGCUUUAGAAGAACUUAAACGUCAUCAAGAAUUGAUAGAGAAACAUAAAAAGGGUACACAAAUUUGCUCUCGUCCAACAUCUUCAAGUUCCCCUCGGUCCGGAUCAGUACCUCCAUCACGCACCAGAUCAAGGAAAAUAUCCAACAACUCCAGCAGUAGUUAUGAAAACACUGAAACUCCGGGAGAAAGUAUGGAAGAAGAGCAGGAUUCUGAAGAUGAAUCUCCAUCUUCAUCAUCACAGAAAACAGCACGAAUACAGAUGGCUGCUUCUCCAGAUGAUCAUAAUGUUGUGUCAUCAUCAAGUCAAGAAUCCCCUUUAGCUAAAGUUUCAGUUUGUACACAGACUCCAAAAAAGCUUCUAGCUGGUUUACUUCCUAAAGGUGGUACUGAAAAACAAAACAGUAAAUCAUCUGGUGACAGCUGCACCUGUAGUACCAAAUAUAGCAAAAUUUUGAAAGAAUUUAAAGAAAGACUUGAAAAUGAACACAAGCAAGAGAAAAAUCGAGCUGUAACCGAACUAGCCGAGAAACUACGAACAGAUUUUGAAGAGGAAAAGCAGACUGCUAUAAAAGUAGCCUUUGAAAAGCUGCAAAAAGAAGUUGAAAAGGCUCGGCAGAAAGCAGAGGAACAACUUCGUUUCCAGCAUGAAGAAGAAAUCCAACAACUUAUAGAACGCCAUCAGCAAGAAGUGUCGGAGAUCAAGAAAAAACAAUGGUGUUACAACUGUGAAGCAGAAGCAAUUUAUCACUGCUGUUGGAAUGUUUCUUACUGCAGUCUGGACUGUCAGCAGGUCCACUGGCACAAAGAACAUAAACGCACCUGUCGACGUAAGCGCCAGUGACUUGCUGCAAUGAAUAUUGAAAAUGCAUCCUUUUUUUUCCCUACCUUUUGCAGAAUAGCAUUAUUUAUCUGUUGAAAUACCCUAAAAUUUCAUCAUCAUUCUUAUUUUCAAAAAUCAUUGCUGUUUGUGAUUGAGAAUUUCUUCAAAACUUGUAGAUAAGUUUCUCAUAUAAGAUGUAGAGUUUAUAUACAUAAAAGCAUUUCCUCUGAUUUAUAUCUAUAUGGCCUGUUUUAGGGACAAAUAAGAAUUAACUGUGUUUAGGUAUAAGCAUAGGAGUACUUCAAAGGGUAUAACACGAGAUAUGAUUUUUGUAUAAAUUUACACACACAUUAAGUACAUGAUGUAUGUACAACGGUGAUACACUGUAUCAUUACCAUGUUAAGUAGGCACUUAAACAGAUCUUACUUUAACAAGCGGUUUUCUCUAAGAAAAUAAUGCCAUUUUACAGCAAGGUACAACAACAGCAUUCAAGUAAUAUUUCACCAUCAUUCCAGGUCAUUUAAUUAUGCAUCACAGUUAGUACCUGCUUUAAAGUUUGCAGUAUUGGAUGGAAAUAUAUUUGUGCUUAUUUGUUACUUAUGGGUAAGAUUCCGUUUAUGGUCAAAUGUGUGUGCAUGCUAGAACUCUAGAAAUACCCGUUUUUUGAAACUUGUAGUCUGCUUAUUUAAAACAGUUCUCCUGUAAUGACAAUAAUAACAUGUAUAUUUUUGUGUUUCUUAUUCAUUAAAACUACAAGUUUAGUCACAUGUUUAAACAAAAAAAAACACUCAAGGUUUAUAUGUAACUUAGGAGUUUAAUAAUGUGUUAUUGUGUGUGUGUGUUUUGGAUGUUUGCCAAGUAUUCUAAAUAUUUAGAAUUACAUAAAUACCUAGGUAUGAAAAGUAAUAUUAUAAUAUUUAUACAGCUGUUGUGCUGUUUUGUUUUAUUUGUUCAAAAAACAAGUAUAUAGCUGGCAAAUUGAAAAGUGGUGUAGUAUUUAAUUGUAAACUUGUAUUAACUAACUCAGGUUUAGAUUACGGUAAACCUAGGAUGCAAUAAGUUCACUUGGUAUAUGGCUUGAUUUGUGAACCAAGAACUGAUUGUCUAGUGCUGAAUUUGUAGAACUGUUUGACUAGUAGAUUUUAAGCUUUGACAACUUUUAGUAAACUACAUCAGUAGCCUGCAGCUCUCUAUUAGACUCACUUCAUUUGUCCUGUAAUAUUUUUUUUCUCUGCUCUAAGUUUUGUUCUGAAACAUCAAUAACUCGUGACUUGUGAAACACCAGAGGUUUAUAAUAAUUCUUUAGUUUAUCAUGGCAUUCAAAAAGCAAGAUCAUACAAGGUAAACAAAAUAUUGUGGAAUAAAUGUUCAUAUAAGAGAAGACACGUAAGAUCAAAGAAUAUAAAUUAAUGAAAUAUAUAUUUGUACUAAGUUAACAGAUUAAUAGGUAUAGUAAAAAAGAUUUAACUUAUUAAAGUAUUUGUCUUAAGAAUCACCUUACUUUCUACUUUAACAUAUAAAUAUUUGUCUGUGUUUGUAACCUUGGAGAAAUGACAAAUAUUUUUCACCUCUGUAGCCAAUAUUGUUUGACGUUAAUAAGUAAUAAUUUUUUACAGCAACAUAUUUUGUCAAUACACAGGCUCAUUUCUAAAGUAUAAUUUUAUUGUAGCUGAAUUGAUAUGGCAUUUCAGCUUUUUUGCAAAGCAUGAUUGGAUUAAUUAUGCAUAUAGGUGAAGUAUUCUACUUAAUUUUCAGAAAUGUUGGUUCUUUCAUGUCAGAAAAAGAUUAAAACUUGAUGUAACGGUGAAAAUAAGUGUGGUCAACGUUUUUGCCUAAAUGACCUUACAACAGAGUAACCGUUUAUUUGUAUUUUCAACUCUUGUUUUUCUGCUGUUGCAUUUGUUAUUUACAUUUCUUUGAUGUUAAUGUAUUACUUAAUAAUGAUGUACAUAAUGAACCAGUGACAAUGAUUAAAAUACACCAAAAUAUAAUAAAGUGUAAAUACAAUUGUUUUGAUGAUACUUCUUGUAUUUUAUGUUGUGAGAAAUUUGUUUUUUUUUAUGCUUUCCAUGUAAGCAUUGGUGUGUUACUGUUAUUGUUAAGUGUUGCAGCCAAAGCAAACAAUUAUGGUCCUUAACAAGUAAGGUUGAAUUAGCUGUAUUGCAGUACGGGAAUGUAUAUGUUAUAAUAAGAGUUGAGUAUCAUAAACACUAUUUGGCAAUACCGAAUUUUUUACUGCUGUCACAUGUUGGUGAUAUGAUUAGAAAUUUUUGUCGAAGUUAUUUGAAUAUUUUAUUUUAGAUUAGUAAAGUUUCAAAACUUGUAAAUAAUCUUUGUUUGCAUGUUCUUGAAGUUUUGUUUUAGUGGAAUUUAAAUUUCCUUUGGCCACACGGUGUUGUUUACAAAUAACUUAAGUAUGAUAAAGGUGUAUUCAUGAAAAUUAAAUUCUUGACUAAUUUUGGGCUCAAGCCUAAAAUUUUUUUAUCGUAUUAGAAAUUUGGAGAUAAAAAAACAAUUGUUUUAUCAUUCCUAUGCAGUUUUUUUUACUCCCAAUAAGAUACUUAUUUUCGUAUGUUUAGCAGCAAUUCAUGGAAGCAUUGUUUUUUUGUGAAUACAACAGGCUAAAAAGGAUUAUGUUAGGGUUUUUAUGAAUAUGAAAGUUUGUUUCAUUCUCUUUGCAAGAUGUAAAAGCUUUGUUGUGUUAUUACUAUGACAUGUAAUUUUUAGCUUCAUCAGUAAUUGUGAAGAAAUUGAUUUUCACCCUCAAAUGCAGCAUGUAAUUUUCUUUGUACUCGUGCUCACCUAGCUACGCCUAUUAUAAAGUCCUAAAUUGUAGAGAUCACUUAAAUUUAAAAAGUAGUAUUUUUUGGCUAACAUAAGGAAUGUAAAACAUGGCUUCACUAAAUCAUGUAUAUUAAAGAAUAAAAGUUGGGUAUUAGAAAAAUCUCAA